CGGUGAUGGCGUCACCUUCCGGCGCCGCCGCUUUGGUUUCCCGGGCGACCGGCGGGAGGUGGGCGCCAAGGCGAGGGAGAUGCUGGCGAGGCGGCCGCGGGAUCCCCUCCAAGCCCUGCAGCGCCGCAGUCAGGAACUGAAGCAACAGGUUGAUAGUUUGCUUUCUGAGAGUCGAUUGAAAGGAGCUCUAGAAUCCAGUAGAAGGCGAGACAUUUACCAAAGAUGUAUCCAGUUAAAACAGGCAAUAGAUGAAAAUAAAAAUACUCUUCAAAAAUUAAACAAAGCUGAUGAACCUGCACCUGUCGGGAACUAUGAUCAGAAAAAAAAGGAGGAGCACAGUCUUUUGGAUAAGCUUACCCACCAACUGCAGGAACUUGCUGUGUCCUUAAGAAGAGAAGAUGUAACUGAAAUUGGGGCACUUACUGAAAGAGAGGAAGAUGAGGAUUCUGCUGAAGAAGAUGAAGAAGAAGAAGAAGACGAAGAAGAAAGUGAAGAAAGUGGUGAGGAGGAAGAAGGAACAGAAGAGGAAGAGGAAGAGAAACAGGAAAAUGAAUCUCACCAACAGGCGACAAGUAAAGAAUACGUCGCUAUUGGAGAUUUCACUGCUCAGCAAGUGGGAGAUCUUACAUUUAAGAAAGGGGAAAUUCUCCGUAUAAUCGAAGGGAAGCCUGAUGGUUGGUGGACGGCUAAGAAUGCCAAGGGAGAGAAAGGUCUCGUUCCAAGAACCUACUUGGAGCCUUAUAAUAAAGACAAAGGUGAAGAAUCAAGUGAAGAAGGCAGUGAAGAAGAUGCAGAGGUGGGCGAUGAAACAGCAGAGGGAGCAGAAGUUAAACAAAGAGCUGAUUCUCAUUGGAGUGCUGUCCAAAAAGCCGUCUCAGAGCAGAUAAACACUGUUGAUGUGUUAACCACGAUGGGAGCUAUUCCGGCAGGUUUCAGGCCUUCUACUCUCUUCCAGCUUCUGGAGGAAGGGAAUCAAUUUCGAGCAAGUUACUUCUUACAGCCAGAGCUCACCCCUUCACAGCUGGCCUUCAGAGACCUGAUGUGGGAUGCUAAAAUGGGCACUAUUAGGUCGAGACCAAGUCGUGUUUCAUUGAUUCUGACCCUCUGGAGCUGUAAAAUGAUUCCUCUUCCAGGAAUGAGCAUCCAGGUUCUGAGCAGACACGUACGCCUCUGUCUGUUUGAUGGUAAUAAGGUUCUGAGCAACAUUCAUACAGUCAGAGCCACAUGGCAACCUAAAAAGCCCAAAACUUGGACCUUUUCUCCCCAGAUAAAAUCAAGGGUGACACCUAGGGGCCUGGCACAUUACACCCAAAUACUGUCAAGACUUGGGAACAGAAAAGACUGGAAUGGGGUUACUGGCAUCUUGCCCUGCUUGCUUGAUGGUGAUUGUUUUAUCAGAUCCAAUUCUUCAUCUCCAGAUCUUGGAAUAUUAUUUGAGCUUGGAAUUUCUUAUAUUCGCAAUUCAACUGGUGAAAGAGGAGAAUUAAGUUGUGGCUGGGUGUUCCUUAAACUUUUUGAUGCCAGUGGAAUUCCUAUUCCAGCAAAAACUUACGAACUCUUCUUGAAUGGCGGCACCCCUUAUGAAAAAGGUGUGGAAGUGGACCCUUCAGUGUCCAGAAGAGCACAUGGAAGUGUUUUCUAUCAGAUGAUGAUAAUGAGAAGGCAGCCUCAACUUCUAGUAAAACUGAGAUCUUUGAACAGAAGAUCAAGAAACAUACUAAGUCUACUGCCAGAAACAUUAAUUGGAAGUAUGUGCUCCAUUCAUUUAUUGAUAUUUUAUCGCCAAAUUCUUGGAGAUGUGCUCCUGAAAGACAGGACAAGCAUGCAAAGUGCUGAUUUAAUGAGUAAUCCUGUGCUGGCCACCUUCCCCAAGCUCUUGGAGCAGCCUGACGUGAUGGACGCUCUCAGGAGUUCGUGGGCUGAGAAAGAAAGCACAUUGAAGAGAUCAGAGAAGAGAGUCAAAGAGCUCCUGAAGGCUGCGUUCGUCCUGGUCUACCACGACUGCGCGCUCCCUCUCCUCCAGUCCACACUCCUGCCCCCGUUCAGGUGGGCGGAAGGAGAGGCUGAGGCUGCCCGCUGGAAGGUGAUCGCUGACUUCCUCACGGAAACCCGAGAGAACGGGGGCGCCCUCCACGCUCUGCUGUCCCCAGAUGGGCUCCAUGAACCCUUUGACGUUUCAGAGCAGACCUAUGACUUCUUGGGAGAAAUAAGAAAGAAUGCAGCCUGACAGUGUGGCCCUGAUGCACCCUCCACGGUGACCUGAAUAAAGCGACAGAACCAAAGUAACUGUCGCAUCAUGACUUAGGCUUUACUCUUUCUUGUACAGCCCACGUUCCAUUAGAAAUAUUGAUCUGAUAAUUGGAGUAUGUUUUAAUACAAUAAAAUAAAUUCUUAUAUAGAAUACUAUUAUACCACAAUUUAAAGAGAUUUUUUUUCAAAAACUGUAUAACUUACAUUUAAAUUGAUUAUAUCUAUAGAUUUGCAUAAAAGCAAGAUUUUAUCAAAAGCUAAAUUUAUAAUUAUUCAAGAAAGUAAAAAUACAAUCCAUGCAAUAGGAGAAGAUAUUUGCAAAUUAUAUAUCUAAGAGUCUAUUAUCCAGAAUAUAUAAAAGUAUGAUUAUUGCUAAUAAAAUUUAUGUUGUGAAAUGAUGGGAAAAUCAGAGUAAUCUAUUUGAGAAAGUUGUGUUAUUGAUCACUUAAUUCAGUCUAAUAUUUUAAUGUGAUUUGUGCUAAUUAGAUAUAAAAGGAGAAUCUAGUUUUGCCUUUUCAACUCUAUAUAAUAAAUGCUCUUUAAAAAACAAAA
Equus caballus (horse) is the source of this 2802-nucleotide messenger RNA. RefSeq names its product nephrocystin 1 (gene NPHP1). Gene Ontology annotation, biological process: protein localization involved in establishment of planar polarity. Gene Ontology annotation, molecular function: protein binding. Gene Ontology annotation, cellular component: cilium; cytoplasm. The record is from RefSeq and is a predicted model, not a curated record. Lineage: Eukaryota; Metazoa; Chordata; Mammalia; Perissodactyla; Equidae.